UCGUCUCUGCUGUGGGAACUCCCUGCUUCGUCUAUCAUGAUGAAGUGAGGAGAGAAGGCGUGGGUCUGGAGAGAGGCAAAGAGUCAAUCUGAGAGCGGGGUGGACGCCGACCGAGCUUUUGUGUGAUAGUUGCCGGUUAUCUGAGUUGCAGAGAUGCAGUUUUAGCCAUAUCCCACCACUGUUUUCAGGCCUGAUCUGCGGACUCGAAAGCGCGCAACCCGGGACAAUUCCGCAAUUUAAAACAAACUAUUUAUUCCCAACAAUGCGAUUGGAACGAUUUCGCGUGAAGGCGCCGGGGAUAGUAGCCCUUUUCGCCCACCCACUCCUUUGUAUCAUCGGGCUGGUACUGACUUUUUCUAUGCCUGUCUGCGAGACGUUCAACUUGGACGUGGCUAACCCAGCCGUUUACAGCGGACCUAAAGGGAGUUACUUUGGAUACGCUGUUGACUUUUAUUUGGCUGAUUCUGCCAGUGCAAGUGUGGUGGUAGGAGCUCCUAAGGCCAACACGAGCCAGGUCAGCGUCACAGAGGGAGGAUCUGUUUUCUACUGUCCAUGGAGCCUUGGCCAAUCAGACUGUCACACGAUUGAGUUUGAUACUGCAGGGGAUCGCACCGUCAAGCUCAACGACACAGAACACCAGGCUGAUUUCAAGUCCCACCAAUGGCUUGGUGCCACAGUGCGUUCCCACAGUGACACAGUCCUGGCCUGCGCCCCUCUCUACUCGUGGCGGACUGAAAAAGACGUCCCUCAUUCUGAUGUUACAGGAACCUGCUACCUCUCAGUCCGUAAUUUCACCAAAUUUGUGGAGUAUGCUCCCUGCCGCACAGAGCUUAGUGAUGCGAUGGGACAAGGAUACUGUCAGGGAGGAUUCAGUGCUGAUUUUACAACGGAUGGCAAAGUAGUUUUGGGAGGGCCAGGCAGCUACUACUGGCAAGGUGAGGUGAUCUCUGCAGCUAAGGAGGAAAUCAUCACAGCCUACUACCCAGACUAUUUCAUGCAGUCAGUGAAGGGUCAGAUCCAGACUAAACAGGGCAAGUCUGUUCAUGAUGACAACUACCAAGGCUACUCUGUUGCUGUUGGGGAAUUCAGUGGUGAUCAGGUGGAAGAUUUUGUGGCUGGUGUUCCAAAAGGACUGAUGCUUUACGGUUUGGUGUCCAUUCUGAAUGGUACAGAUCUGAAGACUAUGGUUAACUACACCGGUGAGCAGAUGGGAUCAUAUUUUGGCUACACAGUUGCAACAGCUGACAUCAACAAUGAUGGGAUGGCUGACCUGCUGGUAGGAGCUCCCAUGUUCAUGGUCCGGGGCUCUGAUGGCCGCCUGGAAGAAAUGGGCCGGGUCUAUGUUUACCUGCAGCGUGGCCCCCUGAACCUGGAGCUCCAUCUACCUCACCCCACAGGCACCCAGGCCUUUGGGAGGUUUGGCAGCACCAUUGCACCACUGGGAGAUGUGAACCAGGAUGGUUUCAAUGAUGUGGCCAUUAGCUGUCCAUUUGGAGGGGAGGAUCGGCGAGGACAGGUCUACAUCUAUAACGGAUACUCAGAAGGACUCAGGGAAAAGCCAUCUCAGGUGAUCACUGGCCAGUGGGCGGCUGGGGUCAUUCCUGCCAGCUUUGGAUUUGCCCUCAGAGGUGCUAAAGACCUGGACAUGAAUGGCUACCCAGAUCUCAUUGUUGGUGCCUUUGGUGUUAAUAAAGCAGUUCUCUAUAGAUCACGCCCAAUAGUUCACACCAGUGCCUCUCUGACAGUUUCCCCUACUGUGAUUAACCCUGAAGAGAAGAACUGCAUCAUCACCAGUGGAAACACCAGCGUUCCUGUUUCCUGCGUCAACUUGAGUUUCUGCAUAUCUGCUGAGGGGAAGCACCUACCAGGCAUCCUAGAUUUCCAGGUGGAGGUGCAGCUUGACAGUCAUAAGCACAAGCAGAAAAGUGCAGUGAAGAGAGCUCUGUUUUUGGAUUCCCAGCAGCCCUUGCUCCAGAGGAGUAUGAGGGUGCGCCAUGGCGAGCGCAUCUGCAACCACACAAAGAUCUACCUAAGGGAUGAGAAAGACUUCAGGGAUAAACUCUCUGCCAUUUAUGUAGCCUUGAACUUCAGCUUGGAUCCAAAAGCUGCAGCUGAUUCCCACGGCCUGCGGCCCGUCCUCAACUAUCAGACAACCAGCGCCAUUGAGCAGAAGGCUCAGAUUCUGUUGGACUGUGGAGAGGACAACAUCUGUGUUCCUGACUUGAAGCUGACAGUCCACGGGGACAGGAAGGAAGUCUCCUUGGGUGAUGACAACUCGCUGACUUUGACUUUCAACGCCAGGAAUGAAGGUGGGGGCGCGUACGAAGCAGAGCUGUAUGUGGUGCUGCCCCCUGAAGCUGACUACAGCGGUAUUGCCCGCAAUAAUGAGAGCCUGACCCAGCUGACCUGCAGCUAUGAGACAGAAAACCAGACUCGAUACCUCAGCUGUGAUCUGGGCAACCCGAUGAAGUCUGGUACCAAUCUGUGGGCAGGUCUGCGCUUCACAGUGCCACGGUUGAGAGACACACACAAAACUGUUCAGUUUGAGCUGCAGAUUCGCAGUAAGAAUGAGAACAACUCCCACAGUGAGGUUGUGCCCUACAAGCUGGAGGUGAUUGUUCAGGCUGAUGUCAUUCUACAAGGUGUGUCUCGACCAGAUAAGGUCUUCUUCCCGCUGGCCAACUGGAAGGUGACCAAAAGCUAUGAGGUGGAGCAGGACGUUGGGCCUGCAGUGGAACAUAUCUAUGAGCUGGUGAACAACGGGCCCAGUCAGAUCAGCCACACCCUACUCGAACUGCGCUGCCCGCUCAGCAUUCAGGGCCUCGCUCUCCUUUACCCUCUGGAGUUCUCCACAGAAGGACCCAUCAACUGCACCUCCAAUAAAAACAUGAACCAUCGACGUCUCAAACUCCAGCACUCCUCCACAGAACCACCGGUUCUGGCACUCAAGGCCCAUGAACACCGUGUUGAGAGAAGGGAUGUCCACAGGAACCAGCUCUCUCAUUUGACUAACCUGUCCUGCUCUAAUGCAGACUGCUGGACACUCCAGUGUAAAGUGGGUCUUCUGGAGAAGGGGACAACUGCUAUCCUGAAAGUGCGUUCCCGCAUCUGGGCUGAGACCUUCACUGAGAGGGCUUAUAAACACUAUGUGCUGGAGUGCCUGGCCAGAUACAGUGUGGAGAAGAUGCCUUAUGCCAUCCUACCCAAACAUACACCCAGUGGACACAGAAAGGUGGUGACCCCAGUGGUGUGGAACAAGCCUGAUAUUGAGAACUCGGUUCCUCUGUGGAUCAUUAUUUUGGCCAUUCUGGCUGGUUUACUGCUUCUGGCUCUUCUCAUCUACGUCCUAUACAAGCUUGGCUUCUUCAAGCGAUCUCUACCUUAUGGAACUGCCAUGGAGAAAGCACAACUAAAACCACAGGCUGCCUCUGAGGCGUAAAUGACCCGAGUUACCAGAACCACAGUACCUGGCCAUGCAGAGAAACAGGACGGAACAUGUAGAGUGGAUCAGAAAGCAGUUAGGUGAAAGAGAGACCACUGGAACUCCACUGUGCUGCACUAAGAGAAGACAAAAAAUCAAAUGAAUGUUUAUUUUAUUUUUUAUUUAUGCCUAUUUUGCUGAAAAGUUGAGACUGUUAUCUAAUAGAACUUUAUUCAGUGCCUCCAAGGUGGACAACAAGAAAGCGGCUGCAGAAGAAGCACAGGCUGCCGUCAGCCUGUGGAUGCUGUGAGUUGCCUGCUGUUUCCUUUUGUGCAUUUGUGUGAUAGAAAGUUCUGUUAAUACCCCAUUAACUUUCUUAUUGUGGUGCUAAUGAUCUGAUGUGUUCGCUGCCUCUGACAGAAUGUAGCUUGUGGCAGCUUGUGAAUUAUGCUGCCUGCUUGGGCCUCAAAGAAGUUUUCUGAUAUGUCCUGAACACAUGGUUUUAUUGACGGAUCACUGAACAAGUUUCAGGUGAAAACUCAGCUAUUGCAAAGGAAAUAUAACAUGUCUGGAUGCUGAAACCAAACUUGUUUCAUAGCUUUUAGCACAAAAUUUUAUUUAGCUUUUUUUUUUUAACAUAAGUCUUGUUCCCCUGGUUCUUGGCCAUUGCAUGCUGGGAUAGGCUCCAGCCCCCCUGCGUCCCUGAACAGGAUAAGCGGGCAUAGAAAAUGCUUGGAUGGAUGUUUUGUAACUGUUCAUAAAAAUGAUCUCUCUCUGCCUCAGGAUGGUGGACAGUGCUGGGUUGAAUUGUUUUUGCACUCAAAGGAAUCUACUGAUAUAUUUCCAAAGACACCAAAGACUGACUCACUGACUAACCUUCCUUUGAGAUCUGAUUUUGACUCCUGUCUAUGUCCUGUGUGUUCUUGUUCGGAGUUACCAGUGCUGGCAUCAUCAUUCUUGUAGUCGACUGGGGUGGGACUGGAACCACCGCAUGCCUGUGGAACCUCACAUUAGGCUUGAAGCAGUGUGGUGCUUCUGUCAAAAAAGCAGUGUUCUCCUAAAGAACGGUUUGCUGUCUUUAUUCCUGCUCCAUUUGUGUUGAUCUCAUGCAAUGUGGAGACCAUGUGCAAGCAAAUGACUCUCAGGAGAAACCACAGCGUUAAAAGCCACAAGAGAUGUGACAAUCAGCUUUGUAGCUUUAACAGAUCAUAGCAGGAUCAUCACUCUUUAUGAGCAUGAAGGAUCCAUUUUCAAUUACAGUGUGUAUUACUGUGAGAUACUGUAGUUUUGAUUGUUUUGAGUAAAAUCUGUCCAUGUUUAGAAAGAGAAGUGGCUGAAGUCACCCCACUACCAAAAGGCCACAGGGACUGAAAGUUGAAAUGCUUUGUAUUGGUUUCUUUUACUUGUCAUUUAAUGUGCUUUAAAUGUAAAUACUUCAUGUCAGUGUGUUAGAGUCAGUUGUGUGUGUGUGUGUGUGUGUUUGCUUGCGUGUAUACAUGUGUGAUUUCAUGCAUAUAUGCAUUUGUAUGACUGGUGUAUUUAUGGACACUUGUUUUGUGUAUGAAUUAGUUAUUACCAUUCUCACUGCCUGGUUUAUCCCUGUCACCUCUGUAGUUUGAGAUCUGUGAGGUUAAGCCAUUCUGCAUUACUAUUGAAAUGAUAGCCUAAAUACAGUCAGUGUCAGGAAGCCUUAUCUAACUGCCAGACAAUAAUUACAAUACUUACCUCAGUGGAAAAAAGACUAAGGCUGCCGUCCAGACCUUAGCAUCCUGCAGGAAGUCUUGUACCUCGAACACAGGGAUAACAACCAGGCACUGGGAGGUCAAUGUUCUGUGGAAGUGCAAUAUUUAUAUUCCCUCCUUUUAGUAUUACAGUGCUUUCUUUUGUUUUAUUUGUGACUAAGUUGUGUUAAAGCAGACAUAUGAGUGGCAAACGCACAUAGACCACCUUGUGUGAGGUUCUGGCUUUUCACCAGCUUUCACUAACGUAUGAAACAGUUUUAUUAAGGAUUGUUCCACAGAUGUACUCACCACUUCACUGCUAGAUGACUAUCCUGAACUUGCUGAUCUCCAAGCCGCAGCCCGACACAGAAACACCAGCACCUGAAUGUGUCUGAGUUCAAUUUGGGUUUGUUGACAUAGUUUUGAAAAUUUAUGUGCUCUGCUGUUUCACCUGUCCACCGUUAUAAAAACCAUGUGUUUCACGUUUGUUUGCCCUCUCGUGGAGGAUAGUGAUUUACUAUUUGUCAAAUGGUCCACAAAAUCUCAUUUUGGUAAUUGAUUUAAAUCCUUUAACAUUGUCCACAUGAAAAUUCUUUACCAUCCCAUUAUUUAUAAUGACAAGGGAUGUAUAUAUAUUUUUACUACUUCCUCCAUGGUUGCAUCAGGAGAAGGCACUGGGUUUGUUCUUUUUUGUUUUUUUCUUGUUGUAGCCCCUGUUCACUCUCCAGGACUUUCAGAAAGAAGCUGUACAUAUUUAUAACAAGGAGAGUGUUGAGUUUAUGAAAGCUGAUCUGUGUUGAAUAUUUGUCCCCAUAUUGGGGAGAACUCUUUUGU
Monopterus albus (swamp eel) is the source of this 5976-nucleotide messenger RNA. It is a transcript of the gene itga5, whose product is annotated as integrin, alpha 5 (fibronectin receptor, alpha polypeptide). Gene Ontology annotation, cellular component: external side of plasma membrane; integrin complex. The record is from RefSeq and is a predicted model, not a curated record. The transcript is spliced from 30 exons. NCBI's taxonomy places the organism in Eukaryota, Metazoa, Chordata, Actinopteri, Synbranchiformes, Synbranchidae. The coding region runs from base 263 to 3439 and encodes 1058 amino acids. Gene Ontology annotation, molecular function: integrin binding. Gene Ontology annotation, biological process: cell-matrix adhesion; integrin-mediated signaling pathway; cell-cell adhesion.